GGUGUUGUUUUGUAGCAUGUUUGAGUUAGGUUAUACUUUGACUCUCGAUAUUUAAAAAUAUCAACAGAAAGGUAACAAAAUGUCAAAGAAAAAGCACAACGUAUCAUAUAUUAAGCCAAAUGAGCCAAAAUUCUUACGCGAAUUAAAGGAAAGAGUUGGAUAUAAGGAAGGACCGACGGUUAACACAAAAAGAGAAAUAUUACCACAAGAUUCAGAUAAUGAUGAGGAAGACCGUGAUGAAGAGAAGCCUGUUGUUGUUGUAUUAAAUUCUGAACACUUAUCUGCUGAAGAGGCAGAGACAUUUAAGAAAAAAAAGGAAGAAGAGGAAGCUAAUGCUCCAGCAGAUUUAUCUAAAAGAAUUAUAUUUAGGAAGAACAAAUUAACAGAAGCAGAAUCAGAUACACUAGAUAAGCCAGUGAAGAAGAAGAUAAAGAAAGGAAAACAAGAAAAGGCUGUGUUAUCAUUUAAUGAUAACGAUGAUGACUAUCUUUAA
This is a messenger RNA of Habropoda laboriosa, 493 nucleotides long. RefSeq lists its product as uncharacterized. The record is from RefSeq and is a predicted model, not a curated record. Lineage: Eukaryota; Metazoa; Arthropoda; Insecta; Hymenoptera; Apidae. The transcript has 3 exons. Bases 80 to 493 code for a protein of 137 amino acids.